GACAGACACAACAGAUUCGCCAUUCUCCGUUCUCUCUCUCUAAUCGGGUCGUCUUGCAAGUAAACCAAGGCCAGGCCAGGCCAAAACCUUCUUUCAUUCCGUCUAUACAAGAUCUGGAUCUCAUACAUUUAACGCCAUAUUACCUUCUCUUCGAUUCGAGGUACGCCAUCAACAUUAACGGAUAACGAAACAAGAAAUCAUCAGUUGUAUGUACUAAAAGCUGAGAUUUAUUUAAGGCAAAUGUGAUGCGACGAUGACAGUAUCUACACACACAGUUGAGGCAUUCAAGUCUUACCAAAUUCAAGCACAAGUGUUGGUUAGAAAUUAUCUACUAGCAGAUACUUCUAUUCCAUACACAUCUGUACUUGGGGGAAUAUUUGCCUGCAAAGUGGUCUAUGAUCUCUCUCAAUUAGUCAGCACAUUCUACUUUAGAAGUUAUAACACACUUUCAAAAAUCCAGAAGAUUGAAUGGAACAACCGUGCUAUGUCCACACUUCAUUCAAUUCUUAUUGCGACUGUAUCAACUUAUUUUGUGUUUUGGUCUGAUCUGUUUUCGGACAACAAGCAUGCCGGUCUUAUUACAUUCCGAAGUUCACCACUCUCCAUUGUUUCACUGGGGGCUUCAGUUGGGUACUUCCUUGUAGAUCUUGGUAUGCUAUUUUGGAUGUAUCCUUCACUGGGUGGAUCAGAAUAUGUUAUCCAUCAUUCCCUUUCUGCAAUUUCUGUAGCAUAUUCAAUGUUAACUGGGGAGGGACAACUGUAUACUUUCAUGGUUUUAAUCUCUGAGUUGACAACUCCAGAGAUUAAUAUGAGAUGGUACCUUGAUGUAGCUGGUCUUAAAAGGUCAAAUGCAUAUCUAGUAAAUGGAGUGCUGAUAUUUUUUGCUUGGCUGGUUGCCAGAAUUCUCCUGUUCCUCUACAUGUUUUCUCAUGUAUAUAUGCAUUACAAUCAGGUGAGCCAGAUGCACGCGUUUGGUCGAUUUUUGGUGUUUGUGGUCCCUGCAGUUCUAGCUGCUAUGAACUUGGUUUGGUUUGGAAAGAUUCUUAAAGGAUUGAAGAAGACAUUAACCAAAUGGCAAUGAUUUUUUAAUAUUUUUUUGUAAAAAAUGUGUAAGAUCUGCCACGAGUAAAGAUAGGCUUCUUCUCCCAUUCAGCGGCGUCUUGAAGCGAUCUGUACAAGUUGAGAUAAGUGGCUGCUGGGAGAAGGAGAACGAAACAUACAACAAACGAGGAGCAGGGAAAAGUUUAUAUACCAUACAAUAUUAUAUACAUAGGGGAAAAUAUCUGUAAAAUAAACUCAAUUCUUGUUUGUGUAUAUUAUUAAUUAACUAGUAUUUCAACCAACAUAAUAUAAAUCUCAUUCUUCUACUUCA
Impatiens glandulifera is the source of this 1372-nucleotide messenger RNA. RefSeq names its product TLC domain-containing protein 4-B-like. Gene Ontology annotation, cellular component: membrane; endoplasmic reticulum. Gene Ontology annotation, biological process: lipid homeostasis. The transcript is spliced from 9 exons. The record is from RefSeq and is a predicted model, not a curated record. The coding region runs from base 254 to 1081 and encodes 275 amino acids. NCBI's taxonomy places the organism in Eukaryota, Viridiplantae, Streptophyta, Magnoliopsida, Ericales, Balsaminaceae.